This is a messenger RNA of Galleria mellonella (greater wax moth), 5253 nucleotides long. RefSeq lists its product as uncharacterized. The transcript has 8 exons. The record is from RefSeq and is a predicted model, not a curated record. Bases 365 to 1516 code for a protein of 383 amino acids. Lineage: Eukaryota; Metazoa; Arthropoda; Insecta; Lepidoptera; Pyralidae.
GGUCGAUGGCGGCGCGCGGGCGGGCGGGGCGUCAGUAUACCCUUAGACGCUGCCGUGACGCCAGCUACGCGAUCUACCGCUCCCGCUGCCGCUACGAACGCGCGGUAUGUAGCAAAAAGCGAACGCUACAGGUGCCGGCAGUGAUCGUGUACCACAUGAUAAAUGGCAUCGUGUUUUUCUAACCGCAUCGCCGCGCCCAACCCGUUGAGUGAUUCUAUGGCGAUGUGACAAUAAAGGCAGUCGUGAAUAUUAAAUGGUUUAUUAAUAAAAUGUCUAAACAUAAUAUAUUGUGAUAACAAGUGCUAAUAACUAAGAGAAAGUGAGUGUAAAGAAGUUAUGGUGCAAUAAAACGCGACUGUGGGCGAUGCCGAAGUACCGGAUAUUGUCAUGGCGUUAUUGGAUUCUAUUCCUUUUCACUGCUAUAAAACAAGGAAAUGGUCAAGCUACCGACGUCGAUGUACGGCUGACGGCACCUAGCUGGGUGGCGCGCGGAGGAUCAGCAACUCUUCGAUGUCUCCACCAAGUGCCACCUCAGUUGCUGUACAAGGUGGAGUUCCUAAGAUCUGGGGCCAAACUGCUGCAGUACGUCAGAGAGAGGGUACCGCCGUUCACAAAUUAUACUUUCACUGGAGGAAAACUUAAUAUGUCUCUGGUAACCGAGAAUUCGAUAACCAUAGAUAAUUUAGACCCCUCCGCUUCUGGGUUGUACUGGUGCGAGGUGUCCUUGGAGACGCCCAUCUUCACAGCCGCCUCCCCACCUCACCAGCUGACUGUCGUUUAUUCACAGAAGCAUCCACCAAUUAUAACAUUUGGCAAACCAAAUGUGGUGGUGGGAGGGUUACUACGUGCCAACUGUACCAGCGCACCGGCGGCUCCAGCACCGCGUCUCACCUGGUACAUCGACAAUGAAAAGGUGAAUGAAGAAUCUGUAAGAUACUUUUCGUAUCGAGUAUCAAGUUCGACUCGGACCAAAGGAGGCGGUGGAUACAGGCAUCGCAAGCACCAACACCGAUACAUAGCUCCGGAAUUCAAUUAUACCGCCAAAUACUGGGCUCUUGUAAGCGAGACAACCACGCCACCUACAGUGAAUAACAGCAAACACAAUAAGUGCACUUUCAAGGAAGCUCAAAGCGAUGAGAUGUCUAAGGUGUGCAGUCAACUUGUCUCCAAAAUCCAACUUUUUGCUCAGAUGCAGGAGAGACCACGAGCUCUGUCGGCAGCUCCUAUAUCCCUCUGGGUAUCUAUAGCUGAAUUGCGUGCACCAGCACAUGGAAAACUUCAGCUAACAUGUACAGCCAGUAUACCUGAUGAGGUCGGUCCUGGGGAAAGAUUCGCGGAUCUCAAGAAACAGACUGUCACAGUGGCGGUGAACGAGCUAAGUCCAAAGAAGCCUCAUUCAGAAACGAGUCAGGCAAAUGGAACAUCGACCUGUCUGCAAAAUUACCACCCAGUUUGGCUUUUGAGCUGCGGGUUUCUGAUUCGAGAGAUCUCGCUUCAAUUAAAUCGGAUAAAUUGAAAACAGGACUCUUUGCCUUCCUCCAGCACCGAAAGAUAUUAUAUAGCGCUUCAAGAAAUAGAAAACUAUAUACUCUUUAGAGAACAUAUACAAUAAAUAAACAGAUCAUUUUGACCCAAUAUUUAGGCUUCUCGUCUCACUUUCAAGGUAAAAGGUUGUCCCUUUUAAUGUUUUGUUUGCUAGAGAAUUUAUAUUAUAUGUUAUAUUAUCCAAUAAGUACUUAUGUAUUGCAUUAAAUUUCAGUUUAGUUAUUCAACAAUUAAUGAAUUAUAUGAGCUCCACUUAUAGUACUAUCUAGAACUUUUACCAAUUAGAUGAAUUAGUAAAAUUUUACUGUGUUCAUAAUUUAAAGUAAAAAAAUAAAUAGGAUUUACAUUAUUAUAUUCUAUAAUUUUAAAAUUUCGUAAACGCUUAUACAUGGCUGGUUUUCUCUUGAGCUUCAAUAUGUCAAUUAUUAAACACAUAUAACGGUUGGAUACUUAAUUUAUUUCUUAUAAAGUGUCUAAUUAUCACUGUGUAAUACAACAGAUUUAAUAUUUUCACAAUUAACAAUAAAUGUGGCUGGCAAUAUCCAAUAUAAUUUUUUGACAGGGUUUAGCAAUCAAAUUGUCUUACCUAUAGAUACUAUACCUUAAUCUUCUACAUAUUUAUUUUGAUAUAGCACAUAUUUGCAAACAUUUUUCACAAACCUAUAUUUAACUAUAAGCAUUAGUAGAAUGUAUAACAAUAAUUUUAAAAUGUUUUUACUCUAUUGAUAAUACGAGCUUAAAGCUAUACAUAGCUAUGUUGGAGUGUGAUUGGAUUCGUACCUACAUCCUCUAUAGUACUGGCUGUAAAGAGAAAAAAAUAUGAGGUCAAAAUGCAGACGAGCAGAUUUUCCACUCCAAGUUAUGGUCGAUUCAGUUUAAUGGCGGCUUAUAGCAUUUACUACUGAUAUGUAUUUCUGAUAUUCGAUGCGAUAUUAUAAUUUACGAUAAGUUCAUAGAGAUUCGAUUCGAUAUUAUUAAUAAAUAACGAUUUAUGUACCUAUUACCUAAUGUUCAAAUAUGCAAGCAUACAUAUUUUAUGACUGAUCAAAGUUUUGAAGAAAAUUAUAUCUAAUUUGGACGAUUACUGAUUAAUUGGUUUACUAAUAUUAGGAAACCUUUUCAUUUCGCUGUAGUUAUCAACAUUAAUCGAUACAAUUCCCAAUAGAUUUUAAAUCGAAUAGUGUUGUGGGAUAAACAAUAAUUAUAAUAUAUUCACCAAAUUCUUUUACUAAUGCUUUAAAUGUUGUGUUACGUAAUAAUUAAUGGUUUUAAAUCAUCAUGAAAUAUUUGGAAAUUGAUGUACCAUUAGUUAUAUAUUGAGAAUUUUAAAUAAAGAAAGGAUCUGAAAUAUUAUAUGGAGAUUUUUAUGUAAAACUAUUUAAUACUAAUUAAGAUUGAAAUAAUAAGAAUCUUGUAUUCAGUAGCUGAGCAGAUUAUUGUAGAUUUGUUUUCACAAUAAACUAUUUAAAUCUAGUUAAUCUGAAUAUUUCAUGUUGGUAGACGAUUUCAAAGUGAAAACAUAUUUUGGGAAUUCAUUAUUAUCUGUGUAUUUCAGCAGAAUAUUUUCGAUAUGAUUAGUGUUAUGAUGUAAAAGCAGAGGUAUUAUAUUUAAUCGUAAUUACUAAGAGGAGGAUUGAAUGAAGGAGAACAGUUUAUGUAUUGCAUUUAAAACUAAUACACUAACGUCAGUUACCGAUAAAAACAAUUCGACUCUCAUAAAAAAUAUAGCAGAACAAAAUUUCAUAAUACUUGCAGGCGAGCAUAAACUGUCUGGUCAAGCUGGUAAAUAUUAACCUAAUUUUAUUUUAUUUUUAAUAAACUUUUUGGAACAUUUAGAAAGCUGACUAUAAAAUUCUGAAAAUAGAAAUAUUCUCCGUUAAUGGAUCAAUAAACUGUUCAUAUUUUAAUCAAAUAUGUAUUAAAAGUGUACAUUGUUGAUUUGUUUAAUGACUUGUUCUCCUUUAAAAUUAAAAAUUAUAUCAAUCCUGCUACUUGGUGUUGAAAGUCUUCCCGCAGCUCUAUACACUGACUAUUGUAGAAAGUUUAUUUGUUAGGCUAAAGGAUGUGAUAAGUUAUAAUAUGUAUAUUGAAGCGAAAUAUAUUUUAAAAUAGAUUAAUUUAUGUGCUACUUGUAUAGACGAAAUUAUAUAUUAUUAUAAUAGGUAAAAUUUAGCGUAGGUCAAAUCUGAGAUUAAAAAUAAUGCCAACAGUCGCUAUGAUUUCUAAUUCAAAUUUAAAUGAUAAGUAACUGUUGUAUUUUCAUGAAAAAUAUGCUGCUACUGUUUAUAUAUUUACUGUUAUUAAUGUUGGUAUAAUCUGUGUUUAUUCUAUACUAUCAAAAACUAGAUUACUGUCAGAAGUGCCGGAACUUUGUCAAUUCAUGUGUUGUACUAAAAUGUCAAAAAGAAAUGGAUGUGGCUCUCGAUGAUUAGAUCGAUAGAAGAGAAAAACUUCCUUAUGAAAGGUAAUGUGAAUGGAAUAAUGUGUGUAAUAUACUAUCUAGAUAUCGCUAAUAAUCAGAUGAAGAAAAAUAAGGGGCAAAAUUAUUUUUUAUUACAAGAUGGACUUGUAAUAAUAAAAAAAUAAAAAUAAAACGCACUGAAAUGCCAUAUUAUAUGUCACGAUACGUUAUCAUAAAUAAAAAUGUUAGGGUAACAAAUUUUGAGGGAAGUACCUUUUAAAAAAAAAUUUACUCCAAUAUAUUGAGAAACAUCUGCAAAAAUUGUAAUAACUAUAAUUAAUAUAAGUACUUACUCAUUGAUUAUCUGAAUUGUUUUUGUAUUGAAGGUAAAUGACAAAUAGGUAUAUUUUAAAUGUAUUGUGUCAUUUUGUAUCAUGUGUAAAUGUUUGAUUUUAUAUUUGUAAUAUAUGUUUUAAUGUAAUUUAAUGGAUUAUUGUAAAAGCAGCAGGUCAACUAUUGACUACUAUAUACAGACUAUUAAUUAGUUAAUCAUCUGUAUCAAUAGUGGAUAAUUAUCGUCAAUAGAUGUUAAUGAUUGAUAAUAAUUUUAAAAUUUCUUUACCCAAUAAUGCAUGUAUAAUAAAACUAUUUACCUACAUAAGUACUUAAUUUCAGGGCGUAUUUAUGUAAAAUAUAAAGAUGUCCUAUUUAUUAAAUUGAAUUAUUUUAAGCAGUCAAAUAUUAAAAUAGAAAAUACAGAGUUAAUAUAAACGGAGCUUAGAUUAUUUAGAUAGAGUGUCUGCAUACAAAUACUUCGAGAAAACGGGUCAACUUUUUCAUAUAAUUUUGGAUGAUAAAUAGUUAUGAGUGAUUCCUUUAUAACUUCUAUAUUUAUUUUGAUUUAUAAUUUCUGCACCUUUUUAAAGUGUAAAAAAGGCAUUUUAUUAAUUAAAUAAUAAAAUAUAGAUACGUCAAGAUACAUUGUGUGCGUAAGUAUAUAGAACAUUAAUAAGAAACGAGUCACUGACUUUGACAAUUAGCUGACAAAAACUUGACCCGUAUUUGAAACUCGAUGCUCUAUCUAUAUAAUUUAAGAAUCGGAGUUACCAAAAUGAGAUAUGAAAAUGACAAAGUCCUAGUUCCUACUGUCUGUAAUCCGUUAAAUCUUCCUGUAGUUAUUGCGUAACCGAUUGUAUAAAAUUAUUACAGGCGACUUUUGGUAAAACUGUAAUCUUCUGGCCAUUUUAAACUACAUAAUUAUGAACAUGGUCGUAUGAUGUGAAUGAUGAAAUAAAAAGCUUAAAUAA